Molecule: messenger RNA, 303 nt
Organism: Glossina fuscipes
Lineage: Eukaryota; Metazoa; Arthropoda; Insecta; Diptera; Glossinidae
Product: barrier-to-autointegration factor-like
Exons: 2
Coding region: 28-303 (91 amino acids)
Molecular function (GO): DNA binding
Source: RefSeq, a predicted model, not a curated record
CAAUCGGUUUAAAGAAAGCUAAAAAUCAUGGCACCGGAAACAUCUCAAAAAUAUGAUAAAAUUGUCGGCGAAUCGAUGAAAGAUAAACCAGUGACGGAUUUGGCGGGAAUUGGCGAUGUCUUAGGGGGCCACUUGACGAAAGCAGGGUUUGAUAAGGCUUACACUGUAUUGGGGCAGUAUUUAGUUCUAAAAAAGAACGCGGAAUUGUUUAAAAAAUGGAUGAAAGACACAUGUAAUGUUAACGCCAAACAGGCUGGCGAUUGCUACAAUUGUCUUAAUGGUUGGUGCGAAGAAUUUUUGUAA